Adelges cooleyi (spruce gall adelgid) is the source of this 4837-nucleotide messenger RNA. RefSeq names its product ATP-dependent translocase ABCB1-like. NCBI's taxonomy places the organism in Eukaryota, Metazoa, Arthropoda, Insecta, Hemiptera, Adelgidae. Gene Ontology annotation, cellular component: membrane. The record is from RefSeq and is a predicted model, not a curated record. Gene Ontology annotation, molecular function: ATP binding; ABC-type transporter activity; ATP hydrolysis activity. Gene Ontology annotation, biological process: transmembrane transport. The coding region runs from base 238 to 4707 and encodes 1489 amino acids. The transcript has 28 exons.
GGUAGAUUCCUUUAGAAUUUCAUCUUCAGAGUUUAGUACUAGCGUAUGAUGCGUUCGGGCAUCUUAUGUAAUAUCAUUAUUUUAAUAAUAUUUUAUUAACUGUACAAUUAUUUAAAUUAGCUAACGGAUGGUAAUAACUAAUCAUAAGUUAAAUAUUUUUUAAACGAAAUUUUUUUAUGUCAGUGUAUUUAAAAUUAUACUUAGUCAAUAGUGCAAUAUUUAUCUAAGAAUACUUACAUGGCGUUCGGUAGAAAAAAUGAAGAAUCCAUUGGAUUAUUAAAAGACGUAGCUAAGAGCAAGGAUUCGGUUAACUACACAAAAUACGGGACAGUGAAAAAGAAGGAAGCAAAGAGAUCAUCUAUACGUAACUUAUUUCGAUAUGCUAGCAAAGGAGAUGUGGCCCUUAUGUUCAUCGGUAUCUUAUUUUCUGCAAUUCAUGGAUCAAGUUUUCCAAUACUGGCGUUGGUAUUCGGUCAAAUGACCAAUACUUUCAUUAAACAAUCUGCGGUCGCCACAUCUGCAAUAAGUACCAGUACAAGCAAUCCACUUUUCGAAGUAUCUCUAACAACGGUUGGAGAUGCAUCUCAAAAUAGUAGCACAUUGAGUGACAUAGUAACAAAUUCACCACUUUAUGGCCAAAGUUCUACUCUGGGUGCAUUUUUUAUGUCAGAAAUGGAAAGACUUACUACGUCCAAUACUAUCACAGGAAUAGAUUUAGGAGAAACAACGAUUAGUCCUGUACAAUCAAGUAAUUCUAGUUCUGGAGCAAUGAGUCCUGAAGAAUUUUACAACUACAUGACAAAAUUUUCGCUGUACUAUUUGUACAUUGGUGUGGGAGUAUUAUUCGCUGCAUUUAUACAAACACUUUGUUGGGAAAUUGCUUGUGAACGACAAGUUCAUCGUCUUCGUAAAAUAUUUUACCGUCAAAUACUUAGACAAGAGAUUAGUUGGUACGACUUAAGUGAUGGAGGGGACAUGACUACAAAAUUAUCAGAUGAUUUAGAAAGAGUACGCGAAGGUAUUGGAAGUAAAUUCAGCAUGGUUACACAGUAUGUGAGCACAUUUUUUACUGGUAUUAUUGUCGGACUAUGUGUUAACUGGAGAUUGACAUUAAUUAUAUUAUGUGUCGCGCCAUUUUUUAUAAUAGUUUCCGGUGCUAUUUCGAAGAUUUCAGCGAGUACAGCAGCUAGAGAGCAAGCUAAGUAUGCGUUAGCAGGAGGAAUAGCUGAAGAAGUACUAUUUAAUAUACGGACCGUAGCGGCUUUUGGUGGAGAAGUUAAAGAAUCUAAAAGAUAUGAGUUAGCUAUAGAAGAAGGCCGAAAAUUAGCUAUGAAGAAGUACUAUGUAUUUGCAGUAUUGUUGGGAUCUGUGUUCGUGAUCAUGUACUCCGCUUAUGGUCUAGCGUUUUGGUAUGGGUCUAAUUUAAUUGCUGAAGGAUUAUCAACGCCUGGAAGUAUAUUUACGGUAUUCUUCAGUGUAAUGGCUGGUGCAUUUUCUAUUGGUAAUGCUUUGCCAUUUUUGAACUCUGUCAGCAUUGCAGUUGGUGCAGCUUCAACUAUAUUUGAAAUUAUCGAUAAUAAUCCUAAAAUUGAUCCUUAUUCCACCCAAGGAAAGAAGUUGAAAAAAAUACAAGGAAAAAUUGAGUUCAAAAACGUCAAAUUCGCAUACCCUACCAGAAGUACUGAACCAGUUUUAAAUAAUUUAUCGUUAACUAUAGAGCCAGGGCAAACUGUAGCUUUGGUUGGCUCCAGUGGAGGAGGAAAAAGUACAAUCGGUAGUUUGCUCUUACGCUUCUACGACCCUGAAUCAGGAAAUGUUUCAUUAGAUGGAGUUAAUUUAAAAGAUAUAAACGUGCAUUGGCUUCGCGAAAACAUAGGAGUUGUUUCACAAGAACCUAUUUUAUUCGGCGUCUCUAUAGCCGAAAAUAUUAAGUAUGGCCAAACAAAUUGUACACAACAAGAUGUAAUAUCAGCUGCAAUGACUGCGAAUGCACAUCCUUUUAUUAUAAAAUUACCAAAGGGCUAUGACACUUUAGUGGGAGAUAAAGGUUCUCAACUUUCGGGAGGUCAAAAACAGAGAAUUGCUAUUGCAAGAGCGUUAGUAAGAGAUCCUAAAAUAUUACUGCUGGAUGAAGCAACUUCAGCACUGGAUGCACAUAGUGAAGGUGUUGUGCAAGAUGCAUUAGAAAAAGCACAAAAAGACAGAAGCACUAUUAUUAUAGCUCAUAGACUGUCCACUAUACGAAAUGCCGAUGUCAUUUACGCUCUUCAAAAAGGUAACGUGGUGGAAUCUGGAACCCAUGACUCCCUUAUGGCUCAGAAUGGUCUCUAUUCGCAUUUAGUAAGUGCUCAAUUGAAACAAGAAAAUCAUGUGGAAGAAGAUUCUGAAGACGAAACAACAGAUAUAACAUCAGGUUCAACAGCAACUAAGCAAACUGUUAGACGACAAACUAGCCUUAAAAGUCCGGAUCUUGAACCCCAUUUCGAAGUCGAAGAUACAGAAACAAAUGGAGAACGUACCGACGUUCAAACCACUGUAUCUGAAGACGGAUCAAAAGUUACAAUUACGAAAACUGUAAAAAAAUCAUCUUUCAUAGUUAAUGAGAAUGAAGAAGAGCCCGAAAAAGUGUACUCGGACAGCUAUGUUGUAGAAGGAUCUGACGGUCGUAAAAUGAGCGUUACCAGAAAAGUGUCUACACGCCAAGUGAAAAGGAUGAUAUACUCAGAUCAUGACAGUACAGAUAGCGAAAUGGACAAAAUGUCUUCAUACCGAAGAAGAAGUAGGAAUACAAGCUUUUCGUUGAUGUCAAUGAACCAACCAGAUGAUUAUUCUCAAUGGGAAUCUUCAGAUAUAGAAGGUCUUAAAGAAAGCAGUCGAAGAAAUGUAUCUAUAUUUUCUAGAAAGGGUUAUCAAUCUCUGGAUGAUCACGAAUACCACAUGGAUUACAAAGAAAUAGGAAUGAUAGAUUUAUUAAAACAAAAUGCUCCAGAAUGGCCAUGGUUAUUGAUGGGUUUCACGGGAUGUGCAUUAACUGGUGCUAUAAUGCCUGUUUUCGCACUUUUUUACGGACAAGUGUUUGCUACAUUUACACUUAAAGGCGACGCAUUAUUAACCGAAGCGGCUUUUUGGUCUAAAAUGUUUGUUGUGUUGGCAUUAUUGUCAGGGCUAGCUUGGUGGUUACAGACUAUUGGUCUUACAAGUGCGUCUGAAAAACUAAUUAUGCGUAUGAGAGUGAAUGCCUUUGAAAAUAUUUUACGUCAACCUAUAUUUUGGUUUGAUUUGAAAAGCUCAGCUCCUGGCAAUCUUAUUAGCAGAUUAGCCAGAGAUGCUCCUAUUGUAAAAUCGGCUGCAGGUUUACGAGCUGGACAAGUAAUAUCAGCUUUAGUGACACUCUUAGCCGCUUUAGUCAUUGCUUUUGUUUUUGGAUGGAAAUUAGCCAUAGUACUAGUUCUUGGUGUACCGAUUAUUGCAGGCGCUGCGUACAAACAACUGACGCUUGUAAGAAAAAGUCAGAAACGAGAUUUAGAGUGUAUGGACGAAGCAGGACGAAUCGCGUGUGAAACCGUUGCCAAUAUACAUACAGUACAAAGUUUGGCUCAAGAGCUGAUGUUUGUGUCUCAAUAUGAAGAAAGUCUCGAAGACCCUUUUAUAGCUGCCAAAAAACAAGCAGUCACGUAUGCGGUGAUGUAUGCGGUUUCUCAAGCAGUAAUAUACGGAAUGUAUUCUGUUGCAUUUCGAUAUGGCGCGUAUUUGGUUGAAAUUGGUGACAUGUCCUCUGCAGACAUUUAUAGAGUUUUCUUCGCUUUGGCAUUCUGCGCAGCAUCUGUGGGACAAACAUCGGCGUUUUUGCAGGAUUAUGCUAGAGCCAAAAACGCGGCCAUAUUGAUUUUCCAACUUAUUUGGAGGAAAUCUGAAAUCGAUCCAUUAUCAAUUUCAGGAUCAAAACCAGAUAUUAAAGGAAAAGUACAUUUUAAAGACGUCAGGUUUAGAUAUCCAUCUAGACCCGAUGUACGAGUAUUGAGAGGGCUGAACUUUACAGUUGAACCUGGAAAAACUCUGGCAUUAGUUGGAACAUCCGGAUGUGGUAAAAGUACCGUUGUAUCAUUGCUCGAGCGAUUUUACAAUCCUGUAAACGGAGUAAUUGAAGUGGAUGAUUACGAUAUACGAGCAAUAAAUGUACAACAUCUGAGAAAACACAUUGGAAUCGUUACUCAAGAACCAAUAUUAUUCAAUUGUUCUAUAAAAGAAAAUAUAGCGUAUGGCGCCGACAGAGAAGUCACCAUGGCCGAGAUAAUAGAAGUCGCGCAAAAAGCAAACAUUCACAACUUUAUAACCACAUCUUUAACUCAAAGUUAUGACACUUUGGCUGGAGAGCGUGGAAGUCAACUAUCUGGUGGACAAAAACAACGAGUAGCCAUUGCCCGAGCUCUUAUAAGAAAUCCUAAAAUUCUCUUAUUGGACGAAGCAACAUCAGCUUUAGACACGGAAAGUGAACAAGUUGUGCAAGAAGCAUUAGAUGAAGCUCGGAAGGGUCGUACAUGCAUAAUUAUCGCUCAUCGUCUUUCGACAAUACAAUCGGCCGAUACUAUAGCAGUGGUUCACAAUGGAAAAAUUGUGGAACAAGGAACUCAUGAUGAAUUAAAAGCUCAACAAGGGCAUUACUAUGAGCUGAUAAAACGCCAAGAAGAAUCAUCAAAUCGAUCAUAAUUCUAAAUGAAUUUGAAAAGAGCAUUUGUUAGACUAUUUACAUGUGAUUGUAUGUAAAAACACAAUACUUAAAUGUAAACCGUGGAACUAUUAAAAUAUUUUGUUUAUUUAUUAAACAUGUUUUUACAAA